This is a messenger RNA of Podospora pseudocomata, 1159 nucleotides long. RefSeq lists its product as uncharacterized. Lineage: Eukaryota; Fungi; Ascomycota; Sordariomycetes; Sordariales; Podosporaceae. The transcript has 2 exons. The record is from RefSeq and is a predicted model, not a curated record. Bases 299 to 1159 code for a protein of 286 amino acids.
GCGGUCAGGACAUCAAUGUGAGGUCAAAGUUGCGUCUUGAUGCAUGAAGCUGGUAGGUCAACUCUGCCGCUGCAAUAAGCAGACUAAGGCCAUGCCAAUCAGCAGCACCUAUGCAUCCAUCGACCUACUGGAAGUGGGCAGGUUUGAUCGGUGAUAUCACAGCAGCACAGUGUCAAUACGAGGGUGGGGAGGAGAACAAAGAGCCACUCACCCAACACCCACUUUGUCCUGAUUUCUCCAGGACAAUACUUGCUCAACCAUCACCCCGUCUUUCACCAGUCAAGUCCCGUGGUUCACAAUGGGGUCUGUUGGAACAGGUACGCGAAAUAAGGUCUCUGGAGGGGAGGAGGAGGAGACGAUCAAUGUCUUGAUCACCGGCUUUGCUCCCUUCCGCACCAACUUCCCCAUCAACCCCUCCUGGGAAAUCGCCAAAUCCCUCCCCGAGUACCUCCCACCCCCACCAACCCCCUUCAAAGGCAUCCCGGGCCACGUCCCUCCCCCCGGCACCGCCACAGGAACCAUCCCCCCACAUCCCACCAACCCCCCAAUCCCCCUCCCCAAAGUCCGCCUCCUGGUCCACCCCUCCCCCAUCCAUGUAGGCUACCGCGCAGUCCGCAACCUCGUCCCCUCCCUCUGGCACCUCGACUCUCCCUCCACCCCCAAAAUCGACCUAGCAGUCCACAUCGGCAUGGCCGGCCCAAGAGGCUUCUACUCCAUCGAGCGCCGGGCCCACAAAUCAAACUACACCAUGGGCGACGUAGACAACAACCUCCUCUCCGACCUCGACGACGAAUCCGCCCCCCACCCAUGGCAAGACCUCCCGGAAGAGCUCCUCUCCGACCUCGACAUGGAAGACGUCUUGCAAAGAUGGAGAGACCACUCCCCGCCCUACUCCGACUUGAGAAUAUCCGAAGAUGCUGGGCACUACCUCUGCGAUUUCAUCUACUACAGCAGUCUGGCGCAUCUGGUCAAGAAUAACCCUCACGAAAGGAAGAGGGUCGUCUUCUUGCAUGUGCCUAGCGAGGCUAGCCCCGCGUGGGUCAAGGUAGGGAGGGAGUUGUGUCUCAGUUUGGUGAGGGGGAUGGUGGAGAGUGAGGUUGUUAGGAGGGAAAGGGGGUCGAAGGUGGAGGACCACCAGGAAGAAGUGGGGGAGUUGUAA